Molecule: messenger RNA, 4788 nt
Organism: Protopterus annectens (West African lungfish)
Lineage: Eukaryota; Metazoa; Chordata; Ceratodontiformes; Protopteridae
Gene: GMPPA
Product: GDP-mannose pyrophosphorylase A
Exons: 14
Coding region: 107-1390 (427 amino acids)
Biological process (GO): biosynthetic process
Cellular component (GO): cytoplasm
Source: RefSeq, a predicted model, not a curated record
CUACGUCACAGUUUUGCGACGUACAAGUUGACAGCAUAUCCAAAACUUGACAACUAUCUCCAAGCAGGAAGAGGAGGUCAUUUGAUAAAGUACGUAGACUGCAAACAUGUUGAAAGCUGUGAUUCUCAUUGGUGGUCCUCAGAAAGGAACACGGUUUCGACCUCUGUCCUUUGAUGUAGCAAAGCCUCUGUUCCCUGUUGCAGGGGUGCCAAUGAUCCAGCAUCAUAUAGAAGCUUGUGCAAAGGUGCCACACCUGAAGGAGAUACUAUUAAUUGGAUUUUAUCAACCCAAUGAAGCACUAAGUCGGUUCCUUUCUUCUGCACAACAGGAAUUUAAAGUGUCAAUAAGAUACCUCCAGGAAUACUCUGCUCUUGGAACUGCUGGUGGAAUUUAUCAUUUUCGUGACCAGAUUCUCAUGGGUGGAACUAAGGCAUUCUUUGUUAUGAAUGCUGAUGUUUGCUGUGACUUCCCCCUCAUGGAAAUGCUACAGUUUCAGAAGCGACAUGGAGAUACUAACAGCUUUGUCAUGCUUGGAACCACAGCAAACCGGCAGCAGUCUCUAAAUUAUGGUUGUAUAGUAGAGAAUCAAGACACUCAUGAGGUUCUGCAUUAUGUCGAGAAGCCUAGCACAUUUGUUAGUGAUAUAAUCAACUGUGGGGUCUAUUUACUGUCACCUGAGAUUUUUCAGUAUAUUGGGAAUGCUUUCCAAAAGAAUCAAGAGGAUCUUUCCAUGUAUUACAACAUGGGAGAGGAAAACACGAAUGGCUGGCAGCGUCCAGAAAGCAUUCGAUUAGAACAAGAUAUCUUCACAGCACUGGCCAGUCAUGGUAAACUCUUUGUCUAUAAAACCAAUGGCUUCUGGAGUCAGAUCAAAUCAGCAGGUUCAGCAAUCUAUGCUAGCCGUUUGUACCUGAACAGUUACAACAAAACACAUCCAGAGAGACUUGCUAAGACUAAAGAUGGUGGGCCAACAAUUGAAGGUAAUGUGUACAUCCAUCCAACAGCAAAUGUCAACCCAACUGCCACACUGGGCCCUAAUGUAUCCAUUGGUACAGGUGUCACUAUUGGAGCAGGAGUCAGAGUAAGAGAAUCCAUUAUUUUGCAUGGUGCUACAGUUCAGGAUCACAGCUGCGUGUUGAACAGCAUUGUGGGAUGGGACAGCAUUAUUGGAAGGUGGGCACGAGUGGAAGGCACACCAAGUGACCCAAAUCCCAAUGAUCCGUAUGCCAAAAUUGACAGUGAAACUUUGUUCAGGGAUGGUAAACUUACCCCAUCCAUUACUAUUUUAGGUUGCAACGUCUCUAUUCCUGCAGAAGUCAUCAUUCUCAAUUCCAUUGUUCUCCCUCACAAAGAUCUCAACAGAAGUUUUAAGAAUCAGAUUAUAUUGUAGAUUUGUAUGAAAAUUUAAUUUUUUUCAAUAGGGCUGCAUUCUAAAUUAUGACUAUGUACGUUUGAAGUGGAAGUCUUUGGAGAUAGGAGACAAAAGUGUUCCUACAGUGUUUCUGCAUGGCCAACAGCAUAUUAACACUUCACUGAGCUGGUAUUUUGUUUACCAGAUUGGUGUGGAAAUUUAAAUUUGUAUUUAAGACACAAGGGUUCAGCACCAUCAUGAUUGCUGAUUUCUUUAAACACUAAUCAGAGGUUUGGUAUAAUGCAUAAGUAUAGGAAUAUAUCUGCCAAGAUGUACCAUUUUAGUACAAACUGUUACAGAGAGAGGGUUAAUUUUAUAAUAAAAGUGUUUAGGUAUAUUUUAUUCUUUCUUUGCCUGAAAUAAUUCCAGUGUACUGCGUGUACAAAGAGGAGUAAGGUGACUGUAUUAACCAUUAAAAUAGGCAUAUGAUGUAAGUAAGUUUGCAGGUGGUUACCAAAAACAGCUAGAAUCAGUAAGAUUUAUGAUUCAUAGAUAAUUAAUUUUAUAAAAUACAGAAGAGAGAUUAAUUUACUUUACAUCUGUUUCUUGGUCAACUUCUAAAUCAUGAAUGUACAUUUCAUUAAAUGCUUGUACAGGUCCUGUCCUUUUGUUGCUAACAUGCUGUACCUGUUUAGAUAUGAUUCUAUAAUACUGAGCUUCAGAUUGACAAGUCUGUUUUAUGUUGUGAUUAUGCUGAAUAAGAGCAUUCACCAUGUGUUAGAACUGAAUAUUACUCACUUGAAGAAUUGGAUGCACCUUUAAGUACCAAAAUGGAAACUGUUAUACCUCCACUGUAGAAUUCUGCUGCAAAAAAAACUAAAAGCAGCAUAAGAAAUCCUAGCUACAGCCACCAAACAUGUCUACCCAGAAGGCUUUUUGGCUGUACGAACCAGGCUAUGCUCUUAAGUUUACUUGUUGCAUUGCAGUGUCACAUAUAGAAGUGGCCUGCUGACAAGAAUUUUAAGUUGUGUUUUCCCUGUGGCCUACAGGCAGAGAGGGCUAUAACUCGAGCUAGCAACUUGCAGUUGAUGUGCUAUUUUUGUUUUCAUUUUUUUUUAUUUCCGAAGUCUUUAGUCUAACAGAGUUUGAUGCUUGCAUUUUCCUUGCCUCCACAGUGGGUUGAAGAUCCAGUAGCAGGACAGAGAUUCAUUGAAUAGGCUCAAAAGAGAAAAUUUUAUACACAAGGCAAGCCAGUGAAUCAUACCCCCUAUGCAGAGAGCUUCACCUUCUACACCCCCCUUAAUUAAUAUAGCUAGCUGAAAAUUUGUAUAGCCUUGAAUUAGGAUAUAAAUUCCUUAAUUGUAUUUAUUUGUGUAUGUAAGGUAAAUAGGGUAGAGCACUGGUUGAAAUGACUGUUUACAGGCUCAGACCAUACACUACAGUAAAGAAUGAGUAGAGAGCAAAAUUAGCAGAUAUUCCAUAGUACAGAUCAACACUUAUAAACCUAUUGCAAAAGCGAUGAAGAAAUAAAAAUAUUAAAGUGUACAGCUAGUUAGUAGCAUUAACAAUAGAACAAAAUUUGUGUAAAUGUAUAUAUACAGGUUGCUUUAGUUCAAAGAAGAAGAGAAUAGCAUGAAAUAAGAAUGUAGAUUUCAGGAGGAGGGGAGGGGAUGGAGAUGAGGUGAUGUGGCCACAGGAUAUCAAUUCUCACCGGCUUUGUGUAAUACAAUAAGGGUUUAAACUUUGCUCUGAAAGUGGAGUAAAUGGGGAUUUCCUUAAGGUAUGAUGUUAGAUUGCCAUAGUUGAGAGCUAAGAUUGGAGAAACUGUGAUCAGUGCAGUGAAAUUUUGUUGUAGGGUUUGAAGUACUGGGGUAGGAUUGACAUUGUAGCUGAUAGGAAGGGGUGUACAUUUGGAGGAUUGAGGAGUUAGGGUAUCCUGUUGUAGUAAAUUGAAUAUUAGAGAACCAAGCAGUAGAUCAGCUGUUUCCUGAAUGUGCAACCAUUUUUUUUUGAGGGAUAGGUAAUGAUGUUCAUGCCUGAGCGAUAUGGUUAUGAAUUAACACAUUGUGUUGGAGAUGAAUUAGAAGGCUAUUUUUUUAGAUGUUACUGCAGCUAGAUGUAGGCCAUAUUUAAAAUGAGCUAAUAGUUUGCCUUUGCCUAUAGCUGACUUUAUAGUUGAUAGGAGUUGAUGUUUGCCAUUUUUUUUUCAGUGUGAGCUUCAAAAUUUAUGGUUUGAUCUAGCCAGAUGCAAAGGAAUCUGAAUGUGGUGGUGGUUUCUAUGUUGUGGAUAUCAAGGUCUUUAAUUUCAAGGGAUUUAGGAUUUUUUGAUAUUUUUUAAUGACUAAUGAAAAGCAUGAUUUCAGUUUUCUUAGGAUUAGGCAUAAACUUCCUGGAUUUGACCCAGAUGAGCGAUCGUUUUGUAAAAAGUUUUGUGUCAUGGAGUUUGAGUCUAGAUCUGUAGAUAACCAUGUCAUUGGAGUAUAAAAGCAGUGGAAUAUUAGGUAAGUUAUGAGGAAGGUUGUUUAUAGAGAACAGUAGCAUGUUAAGAGUUGAGCCUUGUGGGACACCUGAUUAGAUGUAGACUUCUGACAGGGAGGAGCCAAUUUUUAGUCUAAAGGAUCUUUUUUGUCAGGAAAAAAAACAGUGAACCAAGCAAUAGUUUUGGAGCUGAUCCCUGUUUCAGCAAGGUGUGAAGAAAUCAUAUUGUGAUUGACAAUAUCAAAUGUGCGGGUAAAGUAAAUGAUAAUAACCCCAGUUAGAUUACUUUUAUCCAUGUUUGGUUAAAUACUGUCUCUGAGGGUCCUAAGAACAGUAAUACUGCUCCCUCCUCCCCAGGGCCCAUGCUGCUUGUUUGAGAGUAGGCAGUACUGUUGAAGGGUAGAGAUAAGCUGAUCACUGAUGAUUUUUUCAAAAUAUUUUUCAGUGACUGGGAGGAUUGAGAUUGGUUAGAAGUGCACAGUGGAGGAGGGUUUAGUUUGUGUGGCAACUGAUGCAACUACGUAUCAUUUCCAAUUUUGAGCACACUUAUUUAAUAUUAUCAGGUCUUGUUGAAAUGGGGCACCAUGAAAACAACAUAUUCUUUCAGUACCUUUUUUUAGAAACAGGACUGGAUGCCAAAAAAUGUAGAUGCUGAUGACAGAUGAAGACUGUAUGUCCAAACUUUUCAUUCAAGCUACGAAUUCCCCUGAAAUCAUGGCUUGUUUCUGAUUAUAUCCAGCAUAAGAAUGGAUGUGUGGGUGACACUCAUUUUUUUUGGUAUUGUCCUAUUAGUGCAGAAUGUUCACAGUAAUAACAUGGGUGUUACCAUUAUAAAACAAGCAUGCAGUAAAUCUCUUCCAUUUUGGGGAUAAUAAUAUUGCAAUACGUUUUAAUUAUUAAAAUUGAUGUACAAUGACUGGAUGUGAAGUAAUAGUAAAAGGAAACAUUGUCAAUGAGAA